Messenger RNA from Podarcis muralis (Common wall lizard), 5160 nucleotides. It is a transcript of the gene EPCIP, whose product is annotated as exosomal polycystin 1 interacting protein. NCBI's taxonomy places the organism in Eukaryota, Metazoa, Chordata, Lepidosauria, Squamata, Lacertidae. The record is from RefSeq and is a predicted model, not a curated record.
UCUUUCACAGACAUCUUACAGAUUGUGGCUAUUUUGUUUUACAUCUGUACAUAUGCCUUCCUGUAUGAUUUCUGUCAUUUCCAAGACAAAAUCUUAAACUGCCAAUCUGUGCAAGAGGGGCUAAUAAAACCAGGUAUUUAUUUUACUCAGUUAUUAAUGAAGUGGUGUAGGCCUCAAGCGUCUCUCCUGGUUGUCAUGGUAGCUCAGGCUGCAAGCCUCCAGAAAACAUAAAAGAACAGUAAGUGCAAGACCACACAUUCCACCCUGUCUUGUUGAUUAACCAGGCUGUCAAAUGAAAGCAAAGCACCAGUACAGUCACAGAUAAAAUCUGCAAAGUGAAGAGCAACACCGCCAAACUACUCAACAGACAAGAAGCGAUCUAAACACCUGAAGCAAGAAAUGGAGGUAAAAGAGAUCAAUAUAACUGCAAAUGAAGAUACAGGCCAAUAAAAGCCUCAAUGUAGGACCAGCAUGGAUAGCUGGCUUGGAAAGAGCCAGAAAAGGUGAGAAAACAUUUCCAAAAGUAACUCUUCUUGCAACUUCAAGAUAUAAGAGUACUGCUUGUAUGGAAGAACUCUGCUUAAGCAUAGCGAGUCAAGUCAAAUGUGAAGUGGUGCUGGUUUUGGAGGCAUGAUAUGAACGAAGCAAAGCAAAGCUAAGGCAACGCAGGAUAAAUGGCUAUGAUGUCUUCUGAAUAUCCUGAAUACCCUGAUCAUCAUGAGGAACAGAAUAUUCUGUGCCGCAGAAGAUUUGAAAUGUAUGCUGGAGUAAUACUUUGAAACAAAGCUGAUGUUGGCUACUAGUUCCCUAUACACGGAACUGCAUGAAUAGACUGAAUAAGGAAGUAAAAUUCGUAUGUCCCUGCACCCUGAUAUAUGUUUUGGGCUACCCUAUUUCAUACAUCCCCAUGUCUGGAAGACUGCCUGCCCUUUGAGCAGUCAUGUGAAUGGAUGCACAGCUUCUCUGAAAGCUGAGCAUGUUCUAGAAGCAGCAAAAGCACAAUAUAAGAUGCCUGGACCUCAGAAUAUGAAUCAACAAAAUUGUAAUUCAACCCUGGAAGUAACUGACUUCUAGCACAAAAGCUCAUGGAAAAUAAAGUAAAGCAGCUACAACUUUCUCCAGUCUAAAGAGGUUUACUUGUUAGAUCUCUUUCCUUGCCUUUACCAUGAGGUCCCAGGAGGAUUACGAAUUGAAAAUACAGUAUUAAAAACUUGCUACUAUAUUACACACUGCUCUAUGGGAGACCACACCUGGGCAACUGCCCAAGGACUGUACUUUUUUCUGCAAUGAAGGCUUGCCAAACAGUUUACACCUCCAAGUAGAAAUAGAGUGAGCAGGAAAAUGUCACAUUGCCAUCAUUCUGAUUCCUAUGCACAGAACAUCAGUUCAACUAGAACACUGAGCAUACUGUGCUGUCAUCUGGCUCUGGAUUGUAAUAUAGUGCAGAUCCUCUGAGUUAUUGGAUUUUAUUUUGAUCUUGUAUUUUAGUUUUAUUAUGGUGUAUGAUGAAGCCAAUAAAACUUACUUAACUUGUUGCAAAUCUGAAUCAGCUGCAUGUUGUCCUGAUUGAUGCCUGUGCACAGCUAUUCUUGAAUAAAGGAAGUGCUCAGAAGACCAAGAGGAAAGCUCCAGUCUGUAUUCUAUGGAAGUUAAUGAAAAACUGAUUCAAGGCAUAUCUCAUCUAUGGUUAUUGCAUUAAGGACUGCAAAAGAAUUAAAACUGAAGUCUAUGAAGUUGCAGUCAUCAGAUCUGCUGAUUUAAUGAAGUGAGGUUCUUGUGGGUAAGAACACUGUUAUAAUGAUGGCAGUAUUAGCCCAUGGACACCAUCUCUUUUUGGUUGGCUUCUUAGGCUUCUGUCUGGAUAGUUUUGUACAAGGCCAAAAGAAUAAUACUCUUAUUUUCACCAAGGAAAGCACGAUUCGUAACUGCACAUGUCCUGAUGAUAUUAGUGACAAUGACUGCGAUUACAGUCUGGCAAAUCUGAUUUGCAAUUGCAAGACUGUUUUGCCCUAUACAAUAGACAAAAGCUACUACAAUAAUCUGACAAUUUGGUUCACGGAAACAUCCAUGUUGAGAAUGCUGUUGAACUUUACAGCUGUGUAUGACUUGAAGCUCUCACUAUGUGGCACAAUUCCUCUGUCAGCAAAAUAUCUGACCAUUUGGGGACUGCGAAGACUACAGAUAAAAAGUGAGAUCAAUGGCCAGAUACGAGAACAAAGCUUAACUAUCUACAGCAGCCACGACAAUGAAGCACAAGGCAAAUUAAAGAUGCCAUGUAGAGACAGAAACAUGAUCACAUACAUUGCUGUUUUAGACACCUCUCUCUUCAAUGGCUACUCUCCACUAAAAUCAUACAGCGUGGAAAACAUCUCCAACAUUACAGACCACUUUCCACAUCUGCCAUAUUUGGAUACGUUCUUCACCACAAAUAAUAAAAGCUGUAUUAUAACAUUCAUAUACUGACACAGUAUGCUUGGCCAUUUCUAUAGAGCAGCCAUAGGCCGUUGCCAGAAAUACAAUCUUGUAGAAACAGAGCUCCUGGCAUUGCUUUAGAAGAUGGAAUCCCCAAGGGAUGCACUCACUUUGGGGCAACCAUGCCAACGAUGGGAGGGGCCAUGCCAGCCAUGCAAAAACAAUCAGGGUAUGAAGUAGGGCCAGUGAAGGGCAUGGCCUGAGAAGAGCUUUGAGGGCUAGAAACUGGCUCUCGAUUCGCCACCUUUGCUUCAAACCACACACACAAAUAAAAAUGUAGAAUGAAACCAAAUUAGCACUGGCUCUGUAUUUUCUAUUUGAGUAAACAAUGGGGGAGUUCAUUUUCAUUCAAAGCUCCUCUGUUAGCUGUCUACAACCUGCUAUGUUCAAAACAUAGGCUAACUGACUACUUGACUCUUUGGUCCUAUCUCAAGCAACAAAAUUGUUUGCAGAGCUCAAUAGAUUCAACACUAACUCCCAAUCAUUAUUCAUCAUGAAGUAUGCCCUUAAAGUAUGCUGUGCUUAAAGUGCCCAAGCAUUACUCUGAACUGGGUCCAUAGGAUCAGAUAUCCUAGGAUAUUGCUUGGCAAAUAUGGAUUGAUCUUACCAACAUUUUAAAUUGGAAAAUAAUGCCAUAACAUAUAAUUAAAAGCAGCUACAUUAAAAUAAGCACCUAACCAACGUGUAGAUGUCCAGUGACAUAGAGAAAAAUAUGUCAAGAGUUAUAAGGGGAGUUGGAAUACAGUAAUUCAGGAAGUUGUGAUGAGUUUGCUUGACUAAUCUUCUUUCAGUUGAAAGAAAUAACUGGUACAAAUCCUGAAAACAGGAGGCUUCAAAACAUAACUCAUGCAGUAGUUGGAUUAUUCAUAUGUCCUGAAAUGCAUAAUUAAAUUCCACUAUGAUAAAAAUAUAAUAAACCAGCUUCCUGGAUGGAAAAAAAAUUGAUGGGACAAAGUAGCUGUCCACUUCAUGCUAUAGACCCAUCAAAUAUGAGCUAGAGAUCUAACCAUGUAUAGGACUCAGCUCUUAAGUUGAACAGUAAUUCAGAUUGAGGAAAAUAUUUUAAAUGUCCAGAACCCUUGAAGCAGUGCCAAAAAACCACUUCCAAGAUUUGAAGUGUUAAGUACCGACAGCCUUAAAUAUGGAUAAGUACCAGCUCUUUACAGCACUUGUUCUUCUGUGACGUUCCAUCCCAUGAUGCUCUAUUAUAUUAAUAAACAUUUAUAAGAGUGCCUAAAAUAUACUGUGCACCGUUCAAAUGUUAAAAGGCAAGACUGUAAUCCUGCAACCAAACACGGUCUAACACAAAAGGGGAAGGGAUCAGGAAGGAAGCUGAAAACAUGCAAACUCAGGUUCUAAUUUUUAAACUUAACAUACUUGUUCUUAAGAGUGACCAGCUGGAAUGGCAAACGUUCAGGGAGAGAAGGAAGCAGCCAAAUAACAGCUGUUUGAAUGCUUAAACAUGGAAGAUCAGGCAAAAGAAAUACUUCUUAUGCCAGCCAUGAUCUCACUGGCAGCUGGUGCCACUGGCAUGGGAAAUAACCAUGCAAUUGGCCCUUCCAUCAUGAAGUUAUGCAAGUGUUCUUAAGGUGACCAGUUGGAAUGACAACUGUUAAGGGGAGGGAAGAACCAAAUGGUAGUUGUAGUAGUGUUUAGACAUUGGCCCAGGAAAUGACCAUGUUAUUGACGCCUUCCCUCAUUCAAAUAUUACUGAAGAGGUAGGCAAUGGAGCCAUGAAGGAGUAGGAAUCAUACACAUCUGUAAGGUUAAGAACUGCCUUGGACAGUGAUUUGGGUACUUCAUGACUUGAUCUCCAGGAAUUAAGUUUUAUUCUGUAAUUUUAUUAGUACAAAAUCUAAGUAUGUGUAAAUUAAAAUAAGCAAAUUAAUGGCUUCAUUCCAGGUAAUUACAUUAUCCCACAGUAUACUGCUCAGCACUACACAAGUGGUUAGCACAAAGCUCUCCAGAUAAUUGGCUCCUCUACUUCCUAUAGUGUUUCUGCAGUGCUGGAUUCUUAUGCUUUAAAGCCUCUUUAUAUAUAUUACAUAUUUAAUAUACACAUUUAAAUAUUUUAUAUGUACACAUUAAAAUGCAGUGAUUGUGGACAUCAACUGUAUACUGAGUGUUGUGUGCCUCAUACAGGUAAAUGCACCUGUAGCUGGGGUUUUCAACUGUAUGAGCAGAUUAAAACAUGUUUUGUUACUGUAUAGCACAAAGUGAUCCUUAGAGAGAAUAAAUCAAAAGAACAACAUUCUGAACUUAUUACUAUGUCUUGUUGACCAGAUAAAAAACAAUGUAGAUAAACACAAUGUCAAAUCAGCAACUUUUGGAAAUAAUAUACGUAACUUAAAUGUGAAAUGACUUUCUUAUACAAUAUUCAUGAUCAUAUUAUUUAACUGUGAUGUGGAUUUCUCCUUGUGACACCAUAGCUCUUGGCAUUUGACUACCUGAUAAUAAUUACUUAUGAGUUACGUUGUUUGAGAUGCAGUUUGUAUUUGGAAUACUAAGCUCAGUAAACAGUGUGAACAAUAAUGUAUCCAGUUUUACCAGAUGAAAAUGUUAUCAUGCACAUCAAGUUUUAACUAAGCACAGCUAUUUUCUUUGCAGUUUUUACUAAUGCCAACUAGCAAGUGAUUUUGCUUGAGCUACGUGAUUAUGCUGAAUAAAAGACGGUUUUGAAGUAUUUUA